AUGUGUUCCGAGUACUCCCUGUUGUCGCAGGAGUCCAUCGUGGUAGACCUCAGUAUUCAAAACCCUCGCCUCUCCAAUGCACUUCACUGCUACCCCACUAGCACCUCUCCAUCCUCUCCCGAUUCGGACCGGCUGCCCUUCUACCAACGAACCAACGCAGCACGCGCGCUUGAGGACGCCGAAGAUAUGACUGACGAGGAGCAAGAGCAGUCGCUCAUCCAACCUCUCAUCGACGCUCACAACCGCAGCUCUGAUGAGCCCUUGAGGCUCAAGACCACCUGCGCGACCACCGCUUUGCCUCAAAGAGUCCCGGUGCCUUACCGCACCCACAGGCCGCAGCACUCGCAGACGGUAACCAUCCUGGACGAGUCCGAGUCCGAGCAAAGCAAGCCCUUUGUCAGCCAGCAGCUGACGAUGAGCCAGUUCGAUCUCCAGCAAACUAGGAACUUUGAGCAGCGUGCCAAACUUCGGCAGCAGGCCUUGGAAGCCCACAACAGUGACUCUAACAAUACCCUCGGCAUCCUAGACAAAGUAUGCAAGUGGUCGCGCUACUCUAAACGUGCUCAGAAACGUCCUCAGAGGACCCCCUCUGCCCGGAGUGCCUCCUCUGUCCGGCGCGCCCCCUCGCUUUCCAAGCGCAAGGACUUCUCUAACAAAAGCGAAAUGGCGUCUUUCGCGAGUUCAGGAAAUUUCAUCUUCCACCGUGGAUUCUCGUUGCGCCGCGCGCCGGGCUUGCCCCCAAGAUACAAGUACCGGUCUCGCGCCGAGCUGGCUUCUGCUAUGGACUAUGUGGCGCCGGAAAGCACUCCCGUUACAGACUUCACGACGUCACAGCACUUUCUGACGAUGCAAUUGAAACCUCCUGCGUUCUGGCAGGUGCUGCGGCUUCAUCCGAAGUUUACGUACAAAUUCGUUUCGGCUGGCUCUUUAUAUAGACAGAGCUUGAACUCUCAGAAGGGCUUACACAGGAACAGCAUACGCCGGCCCUCCCCCCUACCUCAGCGGGUGCGGACGCUACGAAGGUCAAAAUCUGUGCCAGGCUCCCGCAAGAACAUUACUCUUCAACUACAAAACCCUCAACUCUACGAUGUAUGGAGACACUACGUUAUGAGUGUUGUUCUUCAGCGGAUCCAGUUUCGGAUGUAUCUCGUCAACAGCUCCAACUCAGAUAAAGUGUCGACUUCAGAAAGCGAUGCCAGCCAGCCAUUAUCGAGGUGCUCUAGCUUAGCGCUUCAAGCUUCCUGGAUUAACGAUUUUGGCGCGAGAAACACUCGAGGCGAUGACACUUACGCAGGCUCUUGUAAGGACGAGGCAAGCUCAAUUUCAAGCUCGGGAAGGCAUCAGGGCAUACGUAGACUAAGGCUGGUCUCUUAA
Molecule: messenger RNA, 1374 nt
Organism: Lachancea thermotolerans CBS 6340
Lineage: Eukaryota; Fungi; Ascomycota; Saccharomycetes; Saccharomycetales; Saccharomycetaceae
Gene: NIS1
Product: Nis1p
Exons: 1
Coding region: 1-1374 (457 amino acids)
Source: RefSeq, a predicted model, not a curated record